UUUUGCGUUGUAUGCGCGCGCAUUGUGUUACUGUUGCUUUAAGAGCGCCAAUGACGAAACCAAAAGAAAACCUCAAGGAGGAAGCAGGAAGUCCCCCUUCUGAGACGGGGAGCCUCGGCACAUAAACAAAGCCCACAAAACAGAACACAACUCCUCCGAGACAGUUUUAGUCUUUUAUUUUAAGCAUGGCCGGAAUUAAAGCAUUGGUUGGCUUGUCAUUCAGCGGUGCCAUUGGACUGACGUUUCUCCUGCUCGGCUGUGCGCUGGAACAGUACGGGGUAUACUGGCCGCUGUUUGUCCUGAUUUUCUACGUGCUGAGCCCAAUCCCGACCUUCAUAUCCAGACGCCUCAGUGACAGCACAGAAUCCAGCAGCGCGUGCAGAGAGCUGGCCUACUUCAUAACAACUGGCAUUGUGGUGUCGGCGUUUGGGCUCCCCAUCAUCCUGGCUCGGAAAAGCACGAUCCAGUGGGGCGCCUGCGGUCUGGUGAUGACGGGGAACGCUGUCAUCUUUCUCACCAUCCUCGGCUUUUUCGUCGUCUUUGGAAGUGGCGACGACUUCAGCUGGGAGCAGUGGUAGACCGUUUUUGGGAGGUGUGCAGAUAAAGUUUCUGGGUAGGUAGCUAGAUGUCUUGGGGAGCUCGUUUGUCCCUCACUCAAAGGGUGAUGCAUCAACAGCAAAACUUUCAACUAAACGUACGUAUUAUCAGGCGGACUUCUUUGUUUUUUGUUGAGGGAUAUUAGGCACAUGUGCCUUAUUUAUGUGCCUUUAUAUGUGAGACCAAGUGGACAGUGAUGCCUUCACUCAUGCACCCUUAAGUAACCCUUCAGGUUUAGUCUUUUGCCUUAACUUGUUCCCCUAAAGAACCCCUUUGCCCCACCUUUUCUAUUAUAUAAUAUUAUCUGUAAGUUAAUCAACAACAUAAAGAAUUGUAAAAGCACACUGAAAAGCUUACUGCACUAUUUCCUCUUUUUCAACCGAGAAGUGGCCUUACAGUUGUCAUCCUUUCAGAAUAACAAGUGACUAUAAUUCAAGGGAUGUGACAGUUCAACGCAGUAAUCGAUUUGAGGGUUUGUUUUCAUGUGUUUGUUUUUUGCAAGCUUUGCUUCUCAUCUCGGUGCAUCUGUUUACCUCUUCACCAAAGACCAUGUCGAAUAUGCGUUUGAGCUUGUAGGCUGUGAUUUGAUCUUUGCAGUCAAAUGCUCAGUUUAAACGGGAAAAGUUGCCUCAAGUAAAGCCUUUAAAUUGAGACAAAGUAGUAGCCAAUAGAUAGAUUGUGUACAUUUGCUUUUAGCUGAAUGCAUGUCAUAGACAAUUUUUUGUUGCUUUCUAGUUAAUAUUUAAGGAUAACAGCAAUCUGUAACUGUAAAGGAAAAUCACAACUUUGUACCUUUUUUUUGUCAUUGAUGAUUUCUGGGAGUUGCCCCUCAUCGCAUUGCCUAAAAGAAAAAACAUUGCUUACUGUCUUGUACAAUUCAAAAUUUAUGUUUAGCUUUAUUCUGCUUUAUUUGGGAAAUGCAUAUGUAUGUUCUAUGCAUACAACUGACACAUUGAAUACACUCUCCAGGAUGAAUGUCUGCUAUCUCUGUUGUGACUCCAGUGCCUACACUACAACUGCCUGAGGAGAAAAAUAUAUUUUUUAAAGCUUAUGGCUGCAUUUGUUUUCUAACAUUGAUUAAAGCUGUUUAGCAAAUGUA
Molecule: messenger RNA, 1696 nt
Organism: Oryzias latipes (Japanese medaka)
Lineage: Eukaryota; Metazoa; Chordata; Actinopteri; Beloniformes; Adrianichthyidae
Gene: leprot
Product: leptin receptor overlapping transcript
Biological process (GO): negative regulation of growth hormone receptor signaling pathway; late endosome to vacuole transport via multivesicular body sorting pathway
Cellular component (GO): endosome
Source: RefSeq, a predicted model, not a curated record